AUCAAUGGGGGCCCCAUGGAGGUCAGGCCCCCUGAGCACCUGCAUGCUCGGCUAAGAUUACAAACAUUUUAGAUAACUGGCUAGACUAACUUACCAAUCUAAAAAUUGUUAGCUGAGAUGGCUAAUUGAGUGACUGACAUUGACUGACAAAACGAGAAAAACUGCGGAUUUUUUAAUUUUUUUAAAAUAAAUUCAACCUUGCACUUUGUGUAUUCUACUAUUCUAACUCUCAACAGAAAGUUAUUUUUUGGGUCGGGGGCCCUAAGCGACCGCUUAUAUCGCUUAUGCCUGGAGCCGGCACUGCUUAACAUGAAAAAGAGAGGGAUGUUCUAAGCAGAGUUGGUUUAAACCUGGUUGCCCCAUUACGGUAUGUCAUUGGGCUUUACCCAGGCCUCUUUCUGUCUUGUUAUUGAUUCUCUCGCUCUCUCUCUCUCCCACAUACCUUUAUUACCUCCAGACACCCCACCCAAACCCCAACUAACCCCUAUUGGCAGCAUCACAGAGGGGGAGCUGGUUAGACUGAGCUGCUCUGCCUCUGCCCCCUGCCCUACGUUCCCGCCCUCUCUGACCUGGACCUCUGGGCUGGGUGGCAGUGUUGAGAGCCAGCUACAGGAGGGUAUAGAUGGGCUCAUGACCAUGACCUCCACCCUUACCUUUACCGCCUCCCUCCUCCAUCACGGGCUGAUGGUCAAAUGUUCUGCCCGCUACACGCUGCAGCCAGGGGGCACCACCAAGACGACUCUGGGGAACCUGACCCUCAAUGUUCUGUAUGCACCUAAAAACACUGUAGCCCUGUCCAGCCCAUCUGGGCCUGUGCCCGACGGGAGGGCAGUGACCCUGACCUGUCAGAGUGAUGCCAACCCACCAGUGGAGCGCUACUCCUGGUACAAAGACAUCAGUGGGCAGGUGACGUGGAAGGCUAAUGGGCAGACACUAGUCCUCCUGGUCAGCAAGGCAGACAGCGGGCUGUACUUCUGUGAGGCCCACAAUGAGAAGGGAUCACAAAGGUCAAAGGUCAUGCCUCUGGAGUUCAAAAGUGACCAAUGUUCCGUGAUGGUCCCCUACAUCAUCUGUGGAGUGAUGGUGUUGCUCUAUGUUCUAACCGUCACCGUGGAUGUGUAUAAAUAUAAAAGUCUGUCCAGAAGACUGAAAGUAAGAGGAACAUUUUCAUAAUAUUCUGUUUAAUUAACUGAGCAAUUUUAAGGCAUUGGAUGACGCAGUAUGAUACGAUAGAGACAAACGUGUUUCUAUGUCAAAGCUUUAACAAUUCUCUUUAUGACUAUUACACAUCUUGAAUCUUUCACCAAAUUCACGGUGGUUUUGUAUAAAACGUGCAACACUAAUGCUCCUAUUACAUUUGAUAUGGUAUUGAUACCUCUGAGACUGAUAGUCUGUUGGAUCAGAUAUAACUCCUCCGUUUAAAUACAAUUAUUUCUCCUCAAUAUUCCAGCAGCAGCUAGAGCUGUCGGAGAAAGGAGACAACACGUACACUACCCUAACGGUCGCCAGCAUCAGCUCUGACUAUGACCAACUCCAGAUGACCAGGGCUGCCCGAGGUGAAGCUCACCCUAGCAGAAGAAGUGAAAGAGCUGCUCCUUGAAACCACAUGGCAAAACAGAUCCAGAUUUGACCUUUGCAUUUGAACUUUGUUGUAUGGAAAAUGUUCAUCUUGUUAUUUUUCUUCAGAUCAUACUGUAUAUUUCUGUCACAAAAUACAUGAUAUUAUAUAUUUUAACCUGAUGCCUCGAUUUUAUAUACCUGUCAGCAACAGAUGUGGCUGAAAAAGCCGAAUCCACUAAUUUGAAGGGUUGUCCACAUACUUCUGACCAUGUAGUGCAGUACUAAAUUGUAGUUGAAUGUUUUUGGUUUGUGGUUCAGCAUCAUCAGUGUAUUUCUGUCUUCUUCUCUGUAGAUGAUGUUAAACCAUGCAGGGGGUUGUGGUUUGUGUCAGUCAGGAUUAUAAUGGGCAUAAUCAGUCGAAUAAAUCUCUUAAUGCCA
Molecule: messenger RNA, 1998 nt
Organism: Salvelinus namaycush (lake trout)
Lineage: Eukaryota; Metazoa; Chordata; Actinopteri; Salmoniformes; Salmonidae
Product: sialoadhesin-like
Exons: 5
Coding region: 370-1173 (267 amino acids)
Source: RefSeq, a predicted model, not a curated record